AUGAGACGCAUAUUCAUCUUAUUGUGUUUGAUAACGCGCGCGUGCUUCGAGAUACAAACAGUUCAACAUUUUUAUAUUUCACGUAAAACAAGACCAAAUUUACCACCAGUUAAAGCUGGUUACGUUUACACUCAAGUUAAUGACGAACCGGUUAAGUUUUCUUCGUUCUAUAAUAAAAUAAACGAUCGAUCGAAGACGAAAGCAGAUGAUGAAAUUGACAGUUCAUUGAAAUUAGAUGAAAAUAAAAUUAAAGAAAAGUGCACGGCGUGCGACGUUAGUACAUAUAACAAUAAAAGUAAAGGACCUCCACAAUCAAGAAAAGAUAUACACGAUUCCAUGUCUGAAAGAGCUGAGAAUCUAUACGAAGCUUCGAGUAAUAUCGAAACAAACCAAUACUUUCAUCCUGAUGAUGUAAACCAAGACUUCCAUACUGACGAUGAAGAUAUCAGAACGGAUUCCAGAAACUAUUAUGGCUGGCCUUACUUUUACCACAGUCUCUACGAAUAUGAGCCAAUGAAUGUUAACAUUGAAUACGAAAAGGCAAAAGAUAAACGUUUCAUAUCUCCGGGAGUUGAUAAAAUUAUUCCCGUCUAUGAGAAUGUGGAAGAAGACGUACCUGAUACUCAAAAGUAUUCUGGUUAUAAUGAUAUGAACAUUUUCACUACUGAUAAUCCUAAUUAUGGAAACCAGCCGUUUUUCUCAUACGUUCUUAAUGAUUACUUCGAUCACACAUAUGAUGAUGAUCCAUUGCAUUUCAAAGGAGUUCCAUGGGAACAUAAGAUACCAUUUAAAGACAUUUAUGAUUCUUCUAAGCGUGUAAGACGUCUUAACGACAACAAACCAGAAUAUCGUUCAGAUUUUUCACAUGGUCGUGACACAUUACAAGAAACGAGUAACGGAAAAAACUACGAUAGCGAUCAUGAAUCAGAAAGUAAUGAAAAUGGUAAAGAUAACAAAUACAGCUAUACUGGAGACUACAAGGAAAAUGAUCAUAACUAUAGAGGGUUUAAAGAUUUCGCUGAUGCCUUUACGAACAGAUUUGGAUCAGAAGAUCACAACAAAGUUGCUAAGUAUUCUAUUAAAAAUAACACCAAUAAAGGUGGAAAAAAGAAAGGAUUUCGAAAAGUUUACCAUAAAGAUGAAUAUCAAGAACACGAUGAGUUCUUUGACGAUAACAAUAAUAGUUUUAAUAAAGAAGAAAACGGUGAAUCUAAAGUACGUGUUGGUGGGUCGGAUGCUCUUUUACGCUCACAAGCGGCAGCGGCGUUAGGAAAUAAUCAAAAUAAACUAAACAAAGCAGAAAAUAUUGUAAACCACAAUUUUGACGAGAAACGUGCCGAGAAACAACGGCAUAAAGGGAUUGAGAAUAAUUAUAACCAGUAUAGAGAUUUAGUUAAAAAUGCCGCCUUUAGUAACAACGCCGAUUAUUUCAAUAUUUAACUGAUUUCAAUGAUGCGAUGAGUUUUUAUUUAAUAAUACUUUU
This is a messenger RNA of Nymphalis io (European peacock), 1483 nucleotides long. Its product is annotated as probable serine/threonine-protein kinase clkA. The coding region runs from base 1 to 1440 and encodes 479 amino acids. Lineage: Eukaryota; Metazoa; Arthropoda; Insecta; Lepidoptera; Nymphalidae. The transcript has a single exon. The record is from RefSeq and is a predicted model, not a curated record.